AAGUUAAAAAAGAAAUCGCGCGCUGCCUCUCUCCUGGUUAAACGAGCAGUAGAAAUAACUAGACCUAGUGACAAAGCUAACCAGACUGCGUACUUCCUGUCAUGAGAAAAUAACCAACGAAUCUGAUCAGCUGUGCACAGCUGUGUUUCAUAUCACGAUCGCGCGUAUUUUAUGCUGGACGUUCGAGCGUAUAUAUACCUCGGUGCAUUUCUAUCUCAGCUUCGAGUGUUCAGCGGUAUUUCGCGAGUGUCAGCGGACGAGAUUGUCGGGUUAAAUAAGUCUGCUUUGAGAACCCUCAACAUGAUCCGAUUUCUGGUCAGUCUAAGCAUUGGGGUAUACGCCGGAAUAUACAUAGCCCAAAAUUAUGAGGUGCCACGAGUAGAUGAACCGGCGAAACUGUAUCAGCGAGUACUUGAUUUUCUAGAAGAGAAUAAAAAGAAAUAGCAUAAUCACGGCGCGUAUCUUUCCCGAAUUUCUUCCAGAACUAGAAGAUGGAUUGCAUAUGCCAUUAUCGAUAUACAAUGUAACACUUAGCUAUAUCUCUCGAGGAAACGACGAUAUACCUGUAUAUAUAUACAUGCACUCGAUGCAAUGUACAAAGACAAGCCACUCUUAUUUUUUCAUAAUUUUAUUUUAAUAAACAAUAUUUAAAUGCA
Molecule: messenger RNA, 656 nt
Organism: Solenopsis invicta (red fire ant)
Lineage: Eukaryota; Metazoa; Arthropoda; Insecta; Hymenoptera; Formicidae
Exons: 3
Coding region: 172-444 (90 amino acids)
Source: RefSeq, a predicted model, not a curated record